AUGCAUAGAUCAUCUCUUGGAGGGGACGGCUUUAGGUUUAGUCCCUGCGAUAGGGAAUGCAUAGAUCAUCUCUUGGGUUCGUUCAUCAAGAAAUCUCUUCUUCCCUCCCACGGCUUCAUCUCCAUAGCCGACCUCUACGGUCAAACGGAGCCUUGGGAGCUGUUUGAAGAUUCACAGAAAGUCGGCGCCAAGAAGGGAAGGAGUUACCAGCGCUACUCGAAGGACGUCGGGGCCGGCGGGAAUUGGUCGAACAAAGGCCAGAAAUCCGACAUCAUCGGCCACGCCCGAACCUUCCGCUACCAGCCCAGAAACUCGGACGACGUGGGGCCCACGCGCGGCGAGUGGGCCCUGAAAGAGUACUCCUUUCCGGACUCCACGUCUCUCAGGGUUGACGAUGACAGGCGGGACUACGUUCUGUGCGUCCUCAAGAAGAAGAAGGAGAAGACCCCAACAACUACAACUACUGUCCAUCCGCGGGAUUGUGAUUGCAUCGAAUACCUCCAGGGUUUCAUCGCAGGGAAUCCUCUUCCCUCCCACGGCUUCAUCUCCAUAGCCGACAUCUACGGCCAAACGGAGCCUUGGGAGCUGUCCGCAGAUUCCCAGGUAAAAGACGGCGGCUGUCGUUAUUUCUUCACCAAACUCAAGAAAGUCGGCGCCAAGAAAGGAAGGAGUUACCAGCGCUACUCGAGGAACGUUGGGUGCGGCGGGCAUUGGUCGAACAAAGGGCAGAAAUCCGACAUCAUCGGCCACGCUCGAACUUUCCGCUACCAGCCUAGAAACUCGGACGACGUGGGACCCACGCACGGCGAGUGGGCCCUGAAGGAGUACUCCCAUCCGGGAUCCACAUCUCUCAGGGUUGACGAGGACAGGCGGGACUACGUUCUGUGCGUACUGAAGAAGAAGAAGGAGAAGACCACAACAACUAAAACUACAGGACGUGGUGUUGUCCAAGCCGUCGAAGCAGAUCUGGGCUACCUAAGGGCCACGCUGGCACCCACGUCACCGGGCAAGGGUCAUGUGGGGUCGCUUGACUAUCCAACAACAGGUGGGCAAGUGGUGUGGCCGUCGGAUAUCGAGAGGUGGCUGAAUGAUGAUGAGGUUUUGGAGGGCGAUUCUUUUGACUCGAGUGACGUGGAUAAUUGGUUGCAUGCGAAUGGGUUCCAUUGGUCGAGUGAUUUGCCCAUAAUUGCUAGCUAG
Molecule: messenger RNA, 1197 nt
Organism: Striga asiatica
Lineage: Eukaryota; Viridiplantae; Streptophyta; Magnoliopsida; Lamiales; Orobanchaceae
Source: the annotation of a GenBank genome assembly